AUCCCAAUUACUGCAGGUUUUACCUGUUAAAGUUUAAGUCUUUCCAAUUUCUCUUUAGGGCGACUUUUUCCUUCCUCGUUUCCAUCUCUGAUGGAUGACUUUGGCCAGAUGAAAGACAAGGUGAAGGAGGCCGUGCCGAUCUUUCUCAACACUAAUACACUACAGGAACUCAAAUUAGAUUGUGGCAUCCACAUCGCAGAAUCGGUGACACCGACAAGCACGCCGCGCUUUCCACGGAUGCCCGUCCCAACCACAGGUUCAACUGUAUAAGAAGGUAGCUCCUAAUACAUGGAGGUUGUAGAGCUUCUUAUGGCGAACUUACACCAGCGUUUCUGUUCAACGACAAAGAAAGACGGAAACCAAAUUCGACUUCUACUGUAGUAUUGAUCAGAGGAUUGGGGAAUUUUCGAUAUUUGAUUGUGUGAAGAAUCAUUCGACGUUGUUGGGUUGAGCGCUGUCGAGAAGCUCCGAAACGCGCUACGUGGCACUAGCACGAUCUACCGCGUGGCGUCUCUGCGCACGUCCCGACGCGAUGGAUCUCGAGC
Molecule: messenger RNA, 545 nt
Organism: Colletotrichum acutatum
Lineage: Eukaryota; Fungi; Ascomycota; Sordariomycetes; Glomerellales; Glomerellaceae
Exons: 1
Coding region: 91-270 (59 amino acids)
Source: RefSeq, a predicted model, not a curated record